Zingiber officinale is the source of this 620-nucleotide messenger RNA. RefSeq names its product auxin-responsive protein IAA4-like. NCBI's taxonomy places the organism in Eukaryota, Viridiplantae, Streptophyta, Magnoliopsida, Zingiberales, Zingiberaceae. Bases 58 to 528 code for a protein of 156 amino acids. The transcript has 3 exons. Gene Ontology annotation, cellular component: nucleus. Gene Ontology annotation, molecular function: protein binding. The record is from RefSeq and is a predicted model, not a curated record. Gene Ontology annotation, biological process: regulation of DNA-templated transcription.
UUUCCCUUCCACCCCCAACUCCCCCUUUCUUCUCGAUCUCGCUGCUAAAGCAACGAAAUGGAAUCAGAGACGGACAACCUCAAGGCCACCGAGCUCAGGCUUGGCCUCCCCGGUAGCGGCGCCUCCGACGUCGCACCGCCAGCGUCUUCGAGGCCGUCCAAGCGCUCCCUCAACGACCCCAGCCAAGCCCAGAAGGCGCAGCUGGUCGGCUGGCCGCCAGUUCGGUCCUACCGGAAGAAGGCAAUGAAGGCCGAGGCCGAGGCCGGGCUGCUCGUCAAGGUCAGCAUGGACGGCGCUCCCUAUUUGAGAAAGAUCGACUUGACGGCGUUCAAGGGCUACAAGGAGCUGAGCAAGGCCUUGGAGGACAUGUUCAAGGCCUUCGAGGUGUACAAAGGCGCAAACUACGCCAUCACCUACGAAGACAAAGAUGGCGACUUGAUGCUCGCCGGAGAUGUUCCUUGGGAGAUGUUCACAUCUUCUUGCAAGAAGUUGAGGAUCAUAAGAGGAGGAUGUGAGUCCACCAAUUAGAAGUGAUAUCUUGUGAUUAUAUAUAUAAUUUCAGUGCAUGCAAUUUGUACAAACAAGUUUUUGAGCAAUAUAAUAUAUAUUUCUCUUCCAAA